Messenger RNA from Anopheles nili, 654 nucleotides. Its product is annotated as protein DPCD. The record is from RefSeq and is a predicted model, not a curated record. Bases 28 to 654 code for a protein of 208 amino acids. Lineage: Eukaryota; Metazoa; Arthropoda; Insecta; Diptera; Culicidae. The transcript has 2 exons.
CUACAACAAUCAACGCGUAAAAAUACCAUGGCGUUUACAAAUUGGUUAGGUUUAAUCAAAAAUGCAAAAAAAUCCUCCGUUCUGCAUGGAAACGUACGGAAGAUCUAUUACCAAUUUGCGGAUGGCCGAGAGAUGGCUGAAGAAUAUAGUACAGAAACUGGAGUAGUUUUGAGACGUGCCUGGAAGAAAAAAUCAGCUAUAAUUCAAAAGGAUGAUUGGAUAACUGAGCUUGGCGAGCCUAUUUCCAUGGGAUUGAACGAAAACGAUUGUAUACUGAAAGAAUCUUCCUCUGAGCCAUUAUUAUCGAAAAGACUUACACGAAACUCGAUUGAAUGGCGCAUACGAAAUUUACCGUAUCCAUUAUCAACGUACACUGUUACUUGUGAGCCAGACAAAACCAUACUAGUUCGAACAUCCAACAAAAAAUACUAUAAAAAAAUACACGUCGAGGAGUUUUUGCGUUGCAAUUUUGUGCCGAGGCAAGAAGAUUUAACAGUAAGGCACAACAAUGCUACACUAGUAAUUACGUACAAGAAACCAACGAUUUUGCUGGAAAUGGAGCGAUCCGUACUAUUAAUAUUACAAGACAUAGAAACAAUGGAAUAUGAUAAUUUUAAAUGUGAGGAUUUGAUUAACGAACUUUCGAUGCAAUAA